UACGCCGCUCUGUGCCGCCGAAGUCGCGACGCCCGCCCGCGUUCCCCGUGCGCGACACGCCGAACCGCACCGUUGCAUUCAUCUAACUUUUAUUACCAUUUUCGUAUCGCGAGCUCGGAAGCUAAAAUGUUUGAGCAGUGAUCGAACUCACUACGAGUGACUUACGUGGAUGGGAACGUGAUUUGUAGCCGUCGCACAAAUAUUAUUGUGAUCCGGUCCUGAGUGCCGUGCCUAAAAAAGGUUGCGGCGCGUUGUACGCGGCAUGGAGACAGGCGCAGUUGUAGAGGAGUUCAUUACUAUAGUACCGGUGGGCGAUACCAAGCCUGCGGUUCGGGAUCCAAGUUUCGUAACUGUUCUUACUGUCGGGGCGGCCAGUGGUGCGGCCGAAAUAAUUGUACAGAGGCCACGUGGGGCGAGACUCGGUCUUGGCCUUAAAUUUGAGGGUGGGUCAGCUGCUUCUGAGAAAGUAAGAAGGUUACUUGUUCAGUCAUGUGCAGACGAUAGUCCAGCAGCAAAAGCAAGUGCUCCUUGGGGAAAAUUAAUUCCCGGUGACGAAAUAUUGGCCAUAGAUGGAGUCUCCGUUUCUGACUUAACCAGAAUAGAUUGUGUGCGAAGACUUAAAGAUUCAGAUGAAAAAUUAACACUGUUAGUAAGACAUUUUGAAUCAGAAGAUAAAAUGGAUAAACUCACUAUCGGAGAAAAAGAGUUAGAUAGAAGUAGCCUACAAAAUGAAAUAACGAGGCCUACGACUCUACCACCACCGGUUCCUCCUAGAAAAUUAGGAAAGAAAAAUUCAUUUAAAGACAAAUCAACUCUGCAAACUGUUGGUGAGCAAAAUACGUUCAUAAGCAUGGACAAACAAACAAAAAUGGAAAAUUCAGUAAACAAUCAAAAUUCUACAACUACAGGAAUUAAGCUAUCACGGAAAUCUUCUUUUGACAGUCAUUUAUUUCGUCAAAAUAAAGAAAGCCUUGCUUGUCUUAAAAAGGGAUCACCUGAAGAGGUUCGUCGUUUAGUACGACGUCUCUCAGAUGGAAAGGCGAUUCCACCAGAAGCGGAAGUCUAUAUUGACUUAUUAUCCAAUGAAUGGGAACGUUGCCUCGCUAUGGCUGAUGCAGAAUCUGACGACACUGGUAGUUCAAUAUCUACAGUCAUUGAUAGAUUAGGGUCCAUGGCGAAUUCAGUGGAAAAUAGUAUACCAUCCACGCCCAUAAUGCAACAAAAAUCUAUCGAUAUCCAGAAAGUGUUGAAUAGUAUCGAGAAUAUUGACAACAAUUUAUUGAAAGACUUGGCAAAUAAAAAAAAUAAAGAACAAAAGAUAGAGGCCAGUGAUAAAAAAUUUGAAAAAUUUACAUUAAUACAAGAACCUAAAAAUAAAAACAUCGUACUAUCGAAUGCAGUAGUAGUUUCUAAAGAUAUAACUUCAAUCCCUAAUAAAAUGCCUCAAAGUGAUAAAAAUAAUAACACCGUAGAUGAAAAUGCUGCACCUAAACCCACAUUAAAAGACACGACAAACAAUAACCAAGAAGUUGUACAAGAAAAACCAAAACCCAUGCCGAGAAAUACGAAAGUUGAACGUUCUGCUAGCGAAAGAAAACGGAGACCUAUUCCUAUCCCAGAACCAUCUUCGACGCCGAUUAUCGACCAGCUUUUGACAGCCACGAAAAAAACUUGCAUUGAAACUUGGCUACAACGUUCUGAAGCAGAGAUGAAUAAUAAGACCAUUGAAAAGGCGGAAGAAAGCUCUGUGCCGGAGAUUCUUCCUCGUUUAAUUGAUUUCGUGCCUAAGAGCCAAUUCGUAGAAAGCAGUAAUGAGGCACCAGUCUGUAUCCGGCCGACAACAGCACCACCACCGCCCCCAGUGGAGAACAGAGAAGAUGGCUCAGGAGCAUCUUUAGAUACCAUAGGUGAAUUGGACGAAUCCUGCGACGUCACCGACAAUUCGAAACCACGCACUGACAACGAUUCGAGUAAACGAAAGUCUUCCUUCGAUAAAAGUUUUUGGAAUGAUCGUGUCAGCAGAAGUGAUGCUGAAGACAAAAGUCUUUCAAACGAUGAGACACCAGUUCCAACUUGUCCACGCCAACCACCCGAUGGUGUCGAAACGCCUUCAGAUGCAAUUGAGAAGACACCCGAUCUGCCAACAAGAUUACCACCUCGUAUACCCGCAGGCUGGCCUGGCACUCGUCCACGGUUCUCCUACACGUUGAGAACGCAAGAUGCGAGAAGCGAGGCUAGCGUUAAGGACAAAAUUGCUAUGUUUUCAUCCGACCAUGCAAUGUCUUCAGAUCGCUUAGAUAAGUGUGGCACUCUUCCAGUAAGAAGCCAUUCCACUCUUAGAAAAAGUGUUACGCCCUAUGCUAAAAACUAUUCCGAAAUAUCUUCCUUAGAUAGACGAUUGACGAAAUCACAAGACAACCUUGAUGAAAGUCCAUGCAUAUACAAAAUACAUUCUGAAAGGCCAGAAGUGCUGGGAGGUGUGGAAAUUUCUAAAACUGAAAUGAAAUCUAACAAAUUAAGUAAUCAAUCAGAUUUACACAAACCAUUAUUUUAUGGAAGCACGACAACUUUAACUUCAGAAGCGUUAUACUCUCGACCUGGGUUCCACAGCCGCAGUAUUAGUGAAGACAGUACGACUAGCACAGGAUCACAUAAAUCCAAUUUAGAGUAUUUAAUAGAACAAAGAAAGAAAUCGAUGUCAAAACUUCGAGGCCUGGCCAUACCUGAAAUGCAAUCUCCCAUAGUUGAUUUACCUGAAAUAAAAGUACAAGAUAAUCUUUCGAAGACGUUUCUUCAAAAAUAUUCUAAGCCAGAAAUUAAAAACGAUACAAUUGUUAAGAAUUCCAAGCCAUCUACUUUUAACGAAAAUAAAUGGAAAACUAAUUUUUUGCCAAACAAUAUUCCCAAAUAUUCACCUGCAUUCAAAAGGAAAUCUUUACAAGUUUACACGCCAUCUUGCUUGUCAAAAGAAUCAACACCUGAACGAAAGUUUGCUGAAAAAGUUGAAACAAUUAAUAAAAGCAGUGCUUUACAUUCCGCCCAAAAACCUCAACGAACUACAUCAGAUUUGGCUAGAGCUACCCUAUUUAAUUAUUCACCCCAAUAUAAACAAUUCAGUAGGAAUGGUUUUAAUCAUUCGCAGGAUUUUAAAAAUGUCGAAGUCAAAAUUUGUACAGCUACUGAAGUUGUCGAUAGUGACAAUGAUUCUGCGAUGAGUUCUACACAAUCCAGUUAUCGUUCAUCAGCAUCGUCACCUAUGCAUAACUUGGACAACGUGGAAUCUGAUAGUUCCCAUAUAUCUCCAAGAAUUUCACACUAUGCAACUUACCUACAUUCCAAGUCAGAAUUUUUAGCAAAACCUAUAAAUAUCGAUAAAAACAAUGAAUUCGUUAAAAGAAAAGUGUGCCGUUCAGUGUCAUCCGAUACGAAUGUAUCUCUCAGUUCAUCUGCUGGAUCAGCAGCUACAUCAGGCUCUCAAGCAAGCUGUAGCUCUUUAGAAAGUUCUGUAGCUGACUCAGAUAAGAGACGAGUUUCAAAAACAUACAACGUGGAUACUAUAAAUCGACGCAAUAUACUUGCUUCAGCAAAAUGCCGAAGUGGUAGAGAUAUAACUCUAAAGUCACCUGUUAUUGAAACUAAAUUCUCUCAUGAGUCACAUGACAGAUCGCCCAGUCCUGUUCAUAAAACGUCUGAACGCCUUUCUACGCUCCCGUCUACAGUGAGUGCAAUAACGAAUAAAGGCGAAACCAGACGACGUAACAAGGUAAUUGUUGAAAGUGACUCUGACUCUGACAGUGAAAUAACUAUUCGGCAGCGAAAAUCUGAAUUUAAAAAUACAAGAUUAAAGCGUAAUUCAUCAACCAAUAACAAAAACAAACAAAACAAUAUCCCACUUGAAACAGAUAAAAACGAAGAAGUACCAUAUGUUAUUAAAGACAAAAUAAUGAACGAAAUUAAUAAAGCUGGUUUAGAUGAUUAUAAUACUAACAAUAACAAAAGAAUAAGUUCAGAAAAUAUUAAGCAAAAUUCCAAACAUAACGUAAUUUCUGGAAAAUGGAGAAACGAGGAAAACAAUAAUAAUGAGUUUAAAUCACAAAAGAUGCCAGAUGAUCCUGUAACUGCUAGAUCAAGAAAUAAUAUUUUAAUUGUUAAUAAUAACAAUACUUCACAGACACCUAAAGAUAAGACCAAUAAUAACACUAAAAGUAGUACAAAUGUCAAAACGCAAAUUUACCACCUUAAAAAAGGAAAUGGGACAGGUGUAGGACUUAUUUUAGCUGGAGGAAUUGAUUGUGAGGCAAAAGAUGUAACGGUACAUCGAGUUUUGUCCGAUAGUAUAGCAGCCAAAGCAGGCAUUGAAAAAGGAACUAAAGUUAGGAGCAUUAAUGGUUGCUCUACUACUGGACUUACACACGCCCAGUCUGUUUCAAUUUUAAAGGAACAACGGCCUGAAGUUGUAAUUGAAAUUGAAAACGAAACACAAGGCAGUUUCAUGGAAUGCGGCUCUGAAAAUGCGGAGUCGAAGGGUCAUCAAGAUCUAAAUAAAUCACACAAGGGUGAUAAUACAGCAUCUGGAUCGGUUGUGACAGUUGUUUUGGAGAAGGCGGGAGGUGGCGCUGGCUUAGGAUUCGGUCUUGAUGGUGGACGAGAUUCCCCCAAUGGAGAUCGUGCACUUACCAUCAAAAAGUUAUUUGCAGGUGGAGCCGCGGCACAGAGUGGUCGUGUUAUUGUCGGAGCUGAGCUUCUCUCUGCAGGAGGACAGUCCUUUGAAGGCUUCACUCGUACUCAAGCGUGGGCGGCCUUGAAGGCCCUACCCGCUGGACAAGUAGUCUUAGUAUUAAAAAACCCUAUAUCGACUGAAGCUUGAUGUUAUUUACAUUUAUAUAUUGUUAAGUUUACGAGAAAAAAGCUAUUCAUAAUCCUCACUUACAUUGCAAGUUGUGAUCACUCGAAAAACAUAGUUUUAGUUUUAUUAUUCUCUUUGCUAGGUUUUCACUGUAAAUACUAUUUUCAAACAUACAUUUUACGUAAAACGUAGUUUAAUGAUCUGAAGACUGUACUUGAAUUUUGAUUAACAUGUUUAUUUAUUGUUAAAAUACUAGUCCGGAAAGAUAAAAAUAAUAAUUUAUAAGUACCUAUGUUAUUAAGGCAUAAUAAUAUGAUAGUUAUUUCUAGUGUUAAAUGGCGUGCCAUUCCGAUGAUUUAGAAGUUAAAUCACGAUUUUUGGGUUGGAGACAAAUUAUCGGCAUAUUAUUUUUUGUUAUUAUAAUAAUCGGUAUGCCAUUUGCAUUUGAGAUAAGAGACUAACUAUUAUGUAUAUGUUGCUUAUGGUUGUUAAAUAACAUAAUCGUUAAUGUGUAUUAUCCAAUUUAAGAAUCAUCGUUUAAUGUAAUCAUUAUGGUUAAUUUUAAUCGAAUAAUCUUUUCGCCUUGCCAUUCCUAAUAAUCAUUCAGCCUAUCUUACCAGCAGUAGUUAUAGACACAUUUGUAAAUAUUGUUUUAGUUCAUAUCCUAUAACUUUUGUAUUUUAUUUCAUAACACAUUAAACACUUAAAGUGUAGCCGCAUAAUAUUUAUAGUCCCUAAAUUAUAUCUCUCGAAAUGAUGUUCUCUAUUUUUUCACGAAUAAAUAUUUAAAAAAUAAA
Molecule: messenger RNA, 5643 nt
Organism: Colias croceus (clouded yellow)
Lineage: Eukaryota; Metazoa; Arthropoda; Insecta; Lepidoptera; Pieridae
Gene: bbg
Exons: 8
Coding region: 263-4867 (1534 amino acids)
Molecular function (GO): protein binding
Source: RefSeq, a predicted model, not a curated record